UGCUUCGGCAGCUGCAGUCGCGUACUAGAGUACGCAUGGAACGAAGUGUGUUAGUGCUGUGUGGUGUGGUCUAGAGAGUAGGUGUGCUGUGGGAUGCGCGGCAACAUUGUUACGGAGUUACAGAAUCAACAAUAUAACUUUUCUGGAUGCAUCUGCAUUGUCGUACUAUUCAUCGGGUCAUGGAUCCCGCAGAUGCGCUGCAUACAGAUCAUCAAGUCACCAUGCACCAGAAGGCACUGUAAUUGGUAGGCGUGUUCUAGCAACAAUUAAGCACGGCGCACUUGUAGCCAUGAACAAAAAUCGAUAGGGAACAGUGACACCAUUGAUUAACCGAGUCACACAGGUUCAAUGACUUUCGCCUGAUAUGAAUACAACUUCCUUAACUUCGUGACGACGUUUCGAUUAUUUAUUGCGCAUUGACUGGCUACGUCACCAAAUAAGGCCCGCCGUAAAUACGACGUGUGUAGACGUUUUUUCCAACAGUAAGUGUGCGUUGCAGGAAGUGAGGUUCCUCGUGACGCUGCGGCAGAAGUCAUUUUGAAUUAUUCAUUACUUUGUAUUUUAUGGUGAAAAGUGAAUGAUUAAUUCCACGUAUCACAUUGACAUAUUUGUUAAAUAAUUUAUAGCAUCAUUCUUCAAAAUCUGAAGUGUUGAUACUGAAGACAGGAAGACACCUGAGACACUCAAAUAAAGCGAAUUUUCAGAGAUAGCCGAGUUGAUAGCACAUACAACAAGUAGGUUAAAAUUCAUACGUCACUCUGUGAAUAAACGCCAUUUGAUUUUGCUAGAGACUGGAGAUAAAUCAGAUGUGUCACUAAAAUGUAAGACUGGGAACAUUGUUUCUUUCCGUCAUUAAGAACAAUGAACAUAAGAACAUAAAAUAUAGAGUACGAGCGGUAAUAUUGGGUUUAGAGAACACAUUCAUGAUAGAACAAAUAACAGCGAUACCACAAUAAGAAAUAUCAUAUAUUUUCAAUAAAACCGUUGGAGGUAAAAAUGUACGUGAUGUCUGAUACCAUGGUAACGCACAGUGGCGCCAAUUCCUCGUACGUGUACGGUAACGAUACCAAUGGCGGCUGGGGCCUGCGCUCCUUCUUCACGUUCUACAGUCAGUUCGGGUCUGGUAGGACUGUAGCUGCCGGCGUGGAGGUAGGCAUCCUGAUGUUGACGUUCCUGGCAUCGGUCGUGGCCAACGGCAGCAUCGCAGCGGCUGUGCUGCGGUACCGAGAGAUGAGGACCGUCACCAAUUGCUUCCUGCUCAACCUGGCCGCUGCAGACCUCGUGUUCGCGCUGGGAAUUCCUGCUGUGGCAGCCACACGGCUCACGCAGGACUGGGCGCUUGGAGAUGCCACCUGCAGGAUUUUGCCUUACUCGCAGUUCGUGUGUGGCUUCGUCUUGCUGUGGACUCUCACCCUGAUUAGCAUGGACCGUCACCGGUGCAUUGUGGUGCCACCGUACCGCUCCCAGCUCACCCCACAGCUCGCCACUAUUCUCACCGCUGUCACAUGGCUCAUUGCAGCAGUUCUUUUCCUGCCUGUCGCCUUCUGGUUCCACGAGCAGUCCACUGACGCAGGCACCAUUUGCACCCUCGUAUUCCCAAUGUCCGACACUGUGAACUUCUCCAUCUGCUUCACUGUGCCUGUCAUUCUCCUCGCCUGUCUGCUUCCCAUGGCUCUCCUGGUGUAUCACUACCAACGGAUCUUCCAGAAACUCCUAGCUACAAGGAGCCGCUGGGCUGUACCUUGCGUCGUCGUCAAUCCCGUCAGCACGGACUGCUCGGGUGCAGACACCCCGACCGUGAGACGCGACAGCGAGCUGAGUUUCGUGGGCAGCCUGGUGAUACCGUGGACCAGGAAGAUUUCGACGGCGAGCCAGCAGUUCAUGUCACCAGGUCGGAAUGGCUCGAUGUCACAGCACGAGGAACUCCGCCUCAACAAGCACCUCAGAGUGGUCAGGGUGCUGUUACUGAACGUAAUCGUGGUCCUCCUCAUGUGGCUACCCAUCACCGUCGUCAUGUUCCUCAUCUAUAUAGAUGGUCGCCGGCCGUAUGAAGACACAAAUUUCUUCCUUAGAUCACAUCACUUCAUCUGGUCCCUAGUUGUUGCGUUGUUGAACACAGUGGUGAACCCACUCCUUUAUGGAGUUCUCUCGGAGAACUUCCGCAAGUGUUUCACUCGUCUUUGGUUCAGUGGAAAAGGCAGUGCUGAUAUCCGUGGCUGCGGAAGAACAGGUCUCAGUAAGUCGAACAAUGAGGCUCCACAUGAGUGCGGUGGGAGGAGCAACGGUGCGUCCAGGACUCCCAGCAGUGGGCGGGUCAACGGGUAUCCUCAGGGUGUACCCCCCAAAUUCCAAAAGAAAAGCAGUACUUGUAGCAUUGGUUCCAUUGUGGAAACUCCUAGCGGUGUUCAGCAAGUUUGAUCCUCAAUUACGAAGAUGAUGUACGUCUAUCCUAAUAUAAAUGCCGAAAGAAAGACCAUAUUUUCUAGUAUUUCCAAACCGUAUUUCGGAGUAUUUAAGUUUCCAUUAUGUUCAGUAAGGAAAAUUAAUUGGUUUGGCAAUGUCAAACAGAUAAAUGAUGUCACUUCGCAAAGGAAAAUUGCAGUGGUAUUCACAUUCUGAUUUGCUCCCUACUCAAUGCUUUCUUACCUCACUGAGUAAGAAUACUGCAUCAGUAUUAGGUUCGUAAACUACAACGUACGGAUAUAUUGUAUCGCUUCGUGAAAAUGUACAUAAUUGUUUUUAGAUGACGGAAAAGUAAUAAUUUUACAAUACAAGUAUAAUCUGACAUUUCUACAUGGCACAUUGCAAUAAAGAGAAACCAGGAACAUUGCGCUGUAAUUUCUGGUUCGGAAUAAUUAUUUUACGCAAAGCAAUCGCAUGAGAUAUGCUCAUGUUCAGGUAUUGAGUCCUAAAUGCUUGAAGAGAUGUUAUCUGCUUGUGAAUGCAUAGGGCCCAGUGUGCACACUCAAACUCACGGCUACGUAGCACAAGAACUUUUGAACUAGACAUGUUUCUUCGCAGUGCACUACUGGAAUAUCUUCAGAGCAAAACUGUUACAAAAGGAUCGUCUCCCAAGAAAUCCUUCUCCACGAGAGGUGAAUAAGUUAUUCCGUUUAUGAUCUAGAACUAACGAAGUCCUUGCGGGUAGGACUGAAUAUAUGAGGCGUUCAUUUAUUUUGGGGGAAAGUCGUAUCUUUGAUCUCAAGUUCCUCUAAUGGCUAUUGACACGUGGGAAAGUAAAUUUAUCGCCGAUGUUUUACAGUCGAGACACUUAGGGCAUUUUAAUAUUAUGAAAGUGUGUCUAAGGCAACAAAAGAUUUCUGACAAUGAUUGAUUGAUUUUACUACUAUUCUUCUGGACACUGUCCAUUGUCAAUGGUAAUUCAGUAGGAUUUUCACUCGCGAGGGAAACGUUGCUGACCAUGGCAGUGCAUAUAAACGUGGGCUUCUGUUCACCCCACGUUUCAUUCUGCUUAAAUUAUCUGUACAAAAUACGAAUUUAAAACUUAAUUUAAAGAUUUGUAUUCCCCGAAUUUAUCACAAAACUUCUGUAUAUAUUUGUUACAUUUUUUUUUGUCCAAUGAAUAAACAGUUUUUCCUUUC
Molecule: messenger RNA, 3602 nt
Organism: Cryptotermes secundus
Lineage: Eukaryota; Metazoa; Arthropoda; Insecta; Blattodea; Kalotermitidae
Product: free fatty acid receptor 4
Exons: 3
Coding region: 997-2418 (473 amino acids)
Biological process (GO): G protein-coupled receptor signaling pathway
Cellular component (GO): neuron projection; membrane
Molecular function (GO): neuropeptide Y receptor activity; peptide binding
Source: RefSeq, a predicted model, not a curated record